GUGAAGAAUAUGACAUUGGUUUAGCUAUAGAAAUAUCACAAGGACUUAGAGAAAGAAUCGUUCCCGGUUCAUCUAAAGAUUAUGUAAACAUAUAUACCGGGUGUUGGGAUAAUGAGCCAGAAGAUCGCCUGAUCAUGAACACAGUGGCCAACCUCUUUAACUUAUCUCUAUAG
Messenger RNA from Funneliformis geosporum, 173 nucleotides. The record is from the annotation of a GenBank genome assembly. NCBI's taxonomy places the organism in Eukaryota, Fungi, Glomeromycota, Glomeromycetes, Glomerales, Glomeraceae.